AUGUCAGAAAGUUCCUCAGGUGUGAAUACUCUGAGCAGCAGUUUUCCCAAGUCUCACUCGUCCCAGUACUCCGACCUUGGUGUUACAUACACCCCCCUCUCCGUGGACCAGAGUCCUGAUUCUGGACUUCUAUCUACACCACUUCCAUCCAGUCGCUUUCGCUUUGUGCCGUGGCAUCGUCUGGAGCAGUGUGAGGUCACAGGUGAUCAGCUGACCUGCCCCAGGGUCAGAGAAGGGCCAUCUGAUGAGGAGCUAUUUCACACAGAGGAGGAUGAAGUCUGUCUGGAGAGAGGGAGGAGGAGGAGGAGAGAGGACGAAGGGCAGAACUGGGAGGAGAGACUCCAAGAGAACUGGGAAAACUGUGUGGAGUUAAAUCUGUCCUACCAGGAUUUGGGCGACCCCUUCCAGAAGGAGAACUUCCUCAGGAUCCUCCGCCGGUUGAUCCGUGUGGAGAAGUUACAACUAGUUGACAACUCCCUAACCAACCUGAGUACUGUACGUCUGCCAAGGUGCAAAAUCCUAAACCUGCACCGAAACCACCUGGUGUGUUUGCGUCAGCUGCCAAAGCUCCCAGUCGUGGAGCACCUUUGUCUCUCUGAGAAUGCCAUUGGCUCCCUGUUGGGACUGGGAACACUGGGAAACAGCCCACUGCGCUCCCUAAACCUGACCCGCAAUCCAGUGACCUUCACACAGGAUUAUCGUGCACGUGUUUUCUCCUGUUUGCCAAAACUAGAAGUCCUGGAUGGAAUCCCAAAGCUGCCACAAGACUCUGUGCCCACCAGACUACAGCUCCCAGAAACCACCACCAUGUGCAAUAUUUUGUGAUAGUUUUUCCACAGAUGGAUGUGAAUGCAGUAACUUUUCUGAACCUGCAGCAUUUACCAAAGCAAAAGCAUGGGUUCAGGAACGUCGUCUACACCCUGAAAUUGCACUGAAGACCUUUUCAGAUUUAAUGAGACCGACUGUUUUCACAGUUCAGUCUGUGCUGAGAAUAUCAUUUCAGAUAUUAUGAUGGUAAUAUACUUGAAGGCCAUGUAGAACACUUUUCACAUAAAACAAUUAUUAAUGUCAAUAUAUUUUUAUACGGAAAUUUAAGAAAUAAAUAGAAAUCCACA
This is a messenger RNA of Sphaeramia orbicularis (orbiculate cardinalfish), 1115 nucleotides long. RefSeq lists its product as uncharacterized. The record is from RefSeq and is a predicted model, not a curated record. Bases 1 to 825 code for a protein of 274 amino acids. The transcript is spliced from 7 exons. Lineage: Eukaryota; Metazoa; Chordata; Actinopteri; Kurtiformes; Apogonidae.